AUGAUAAUUGUCAUUGUCAAAGUAAAACGUCAAAGCUCUACAAUUUUUUUGAAUGUUGAAAAUAAAUAUAACAUUAGUAUUUACAAUAAUUUUACAUUAACAACAUUUGUAUCCAACAUUGUCAAGUUGGUGUUCCUUGUUUUGAUUCACAUUGACGUGUUCACAUUCACCAGGAGCAAUGGUGAGAUUAUACUCAUUGGCAGUCCUUUACAAGGGCGUAAACAACGCUACAGUUUUAAAGGCAUCAUA
Molecule: messenger RNA, 249 nt
Organism: Brenthis ino (lesser marbled fritillary)
Lineage: Eukaryota; Metazoa; Arthropoda; Insecta; Lepidoptera; Nymphalidae
Source: the annotation of a GenBank genome assembly